Messenger RNA from Pelagomonas calceolata, 1023 nucleotides. NCBI's taxonomy places the organism in Eukaryota, Pelagophyceae, Pelagomonadales, Pelagomonadaceae. The record is from the annotation of a GenBank genome assembly.
CCGGAGCCGCAGCGACCGCGCGUCGAGCUCGUCGACGGCGCUCCGGCCCUCGGCCUCCAUCCGUUUCCCGAUCGCGACCGCUGCGGCGAGGUCGGAGUCGCCGAUCUGCGAGAUCGCCGAGCCCCGCUUCCGGUCGAGGCACUCGUACCAGCACUUCCCGAAGGCGUUGUCGAGCAUCACCCGCAUGAAGCAGUGGUCGAAGCGGAUCGGCCACUUCUCCUCUUUGGCGCGCGCCGGGAGCGCGACCUUCGCGAGGCGCGUAUACUCCGCCACCAACUCGUCGCGCGACUGCGGAGGCGGUGCCGAGGCGUCGGACCGCGCGCGCUUCGCCCGCGGCUUCGCGGCCGGCUCGACGAGGUCGCCGUGGCACUCGGCCAGGACGACGUCCGUGCCGCGCACGCGCCGGUAGAGCACCCAGCGGUCCCCCUGCUUUUUCGGGAAGACAUAGUCCACGCCGAGCUCCGGCGGCGUCGCGUCCCAGCCCUUCUCCGAGUAGUACUCGGGCUUCUUGACGAGGAGCUGGGCGCGCUGCGCCGCGUGGAAGCGCUCGUCGCCCAACCAGGGAGGCAUCUCGACCUCCGUCGGCACCGACGCGCGCUGCAUCGUCGGACCGUUGACGAAGCCCCGUGCCUCGUAGGCGUCGAGGCAGGCGUUGUAGUACGCGGCCAAUGCGUCGCGGUAGCCUUUCCACAUGCGCGCGGCGCCGUAGGCGCGCAGGUCGAAGCCUCUGUUUUCCAACCACUCGAGCACGAACCGCGCUUCCGUGCGCUGGUUCUGCAACCGCUUCGUGUCGAGAGCUUCGGCCGAGGCUUUAAAGUCCGCGAAGGGCAGGAAGGUCAUCAUUUUGCUUGUUGUCAGAGUGUUGUCACCUCACGAGUGCAGCCAAAAAAACUAUUGUGUCAGCAGCGGUGUUAUCACCUCACGAGUCCUGCAGCGACACAAAUGCAGGCCUGCAGCAGUGUUCCUACUCACGUGCGGCACUCCACACGACGCCUGCGGCGCCAACAAGUCCUUCGUGAUGCA